GACGAUAAGUGCUCUCUAGAUGCAAUACUUUCCAAUAAUUGUACAAUCGAAGAGGAAUAAAUGGAGACGAUAAGGGAGCCAGGGGUAAGUCCAGGAGGAGAGGUAGUGGAGGAAGACGAUGGAAUCCUCUCAAUUCCACGGGGCGGACCCAUUUACGCCCCCAACCUUGUGAGCCCCCUCUCUUCGGUUCCCCACUUCGAGGCUUCUCUUCUCCUGCAACUUCAGAAUCUAGAGGCGGAACUAGGCUGUUCAGAUUCGUCUCAACCGUGUGAUGAAGAUAUUUCGGUUGAUGAGCUUAAAAUAUUGCGUGAAGAAGAGUUAGUGGAUAUGGCUAUGAAAGUAGCAUUUCAGCAGGGUGAAGAGAACCACGAAAAUUCUUCCCAACCUUCGGAAGAGCAGUCCGCCGCUGCAGGGGAAAAAGAUGCUCACAGUAGAUCAAGAAAUAAGCAUGCAUGCUCAGAAAGCUUUUCAGGAGGGGAAAAGCUUUUAUCUUCAUUUGAGAUCCAAAGCAAUUCUCCUUCCCUAACUGAUUGCAUUCAAACUAGCCACUCAAGGAAGAGAAAGAGAAGAAAAGUGAAUAACCAUGCCAUUGAAGAUAGUUAUACUGCAAAGGUGGAGCAACUUGUAAAAAUUAAACAAAAGCAGGAUGAAGACAAAGCAGCAGCAAGAUUGCACUCAUUCAAUGGUGGUUGCGAAAUAAAUGAAAGUGCCAUUACUUUGUCAGAAGGAACUGAAAGGAUGAAAUCUCUCAGAUUUACAAGUUAUGCUACGAAGGUGAAAUCACCAAGCAUUGGGGAACACAGAGCUGUGCCGUAUCCAGAAGUUGUUCUUUGUGUUGAGGUUUACCAUAGCUCACGGAAGUGGGUGAAGACUCAGGAGUUUUUGGUCCUAGGCCAUCAAACCUUGACUGAACUGAGGGAUAAGAUCUAUUGCUCAACUGACCAGGUGAUGCUGAAGGCUGGGCAGCAUGAUCCUUCUGGAUAUUUCCUUGUAGAAGAUGUAUUUUUCAACGAUUUGAGGGAUCCCUCUGCUAUAGAUUAUAGUGAACCUAUCUUUGACUGGCUCAGAAACUCUAAGGAUGAGGCUCUUAAGAAAUGGGAAAGCAUUACAACUGGGGAAUUACAACAGAAGCAGAAAGCAAUUGUUGGAGAUGUUACAGGCCUGCAAUUGCCUAAGUUCAAAGCUGUUGACAUGCACAUGACACGGUUUUGUGACUUAAGAUUUCGACUUGGUGCUGGAUAUCUCUACUGUCACCAGGGAGACUGCAAGCAUGCAAUGGUGAUAAGAGACAUGAGGUUAAUUCAUCCAGAGGACGUGCACAACCGAGCUGGUUACCCAAUAGUCUUAUUUCAACUAAAAUCUCGUGUUCAGAAAUGUGAUGUUUGUAAGAUAUAUAGAGCUACAAAGGUGACGGUUGAGGACAGGUGGGCCCAGAAGAACCCUUGCUAUUUUUGUAAAGACUGUUAUUUUCUUCUUCAUUAUGGUAAGGAUGAGUCUCUGCUGUAUAAUGACUUCUCAGUAUACGAUUAUCAACAUGAUUAGUUGAGUUGUUCACAUUGAACUGAAGGUCAGCCUUAAUUUA
Molecule: messenger RNA, 1582 nt
Organism: Juglans regia (Persian walnut)
Lineage: Eukaryota; Viridiplantae; Streptophyta; Magnoliopsida; Fagales; Juglandaceae
Product: snRNA-activating protein complex subunit-like
Exons: 11
Coding region: 61-1542 (493 amino acids)
Biological process (GO): snRNA transcription by RNA polymerase II; snRNA transcription by RNA polymerase III
Cellular component (GO): snRNA-activating protein complex
Molecular function (GO): RNA polymerase II cis-regulatory region sequence-specific DNA binding; bent DNA binding; core promoter sequence-specific DNA binding
Source: RefSeq, a predicted model, not a curated record